UAAAUAUUUAGGCACUUAUUUAAGUAGCACAAACGACAACCACGAAGAAAUAAAAAAACGCAUGACAUCUGGAAACAAAUGUUUUUACGCCCUUUCGGGGUUGCUGGGGUCGAAGCUACUGUCGAAAAAAUCAAAAGAACGACUUUACAUGGUACUAGCUAGACCAGUGAUAAUGUAUGCAUGUGAGACAUGGCCCACGACCCAAGGAGAUGAGAAUAGACUAGCUAUCAUGGAGACGAAAUUCCUUAGGAGAAUUUAUGGACCAAAAAGAAACGAAGACCAAACAUAUGAAAUUAGGACUAACAGAGAACUGCAGGAAUUAUUCGGAAAACCAGACAUAAUAGCGGAAAUACGCCACAAGAGACUGAGUUGGCUUGGACAUGUACUAAGGGCUAAGUCAAUAGCAAAUGCGGUAUUAAGAUGGAUUCCUCAAGGAAGGAGGCCAAUUGGAAGACCGAAACAGAGAUGGAUGGACAAAAAUAAAAAAGAACUAAAUAAACUUGGGAUAGACAAUAUUACUGAAGCGACUAUGAAUAGAGACAGAUGGAAGGAGAUUUGUUUUGCAGCAAUGGGCCUUAAUGGCCUUUAAAGCUGGAAGAAGAAGAAGAAGAAAUAAAUAGAAAAGCUUUGAAAAUGAGAAAUGGUGAAAAAAUAAUCGAUCGUUUGGAAUUUAUAGAAGAUACCAAAGGCAACAGUGGUGACAAGGGAGUAUUGAUCAUCACUAACUUGAGAGCUAUUUGGCACUCAAUGACUAUAGCUAGAAUAAGCCUGUCAAUUGGCUAUAACUGUAUACAAAAUAUCUCAACAAGAAUAGUCAACUCUAGAUUAAGAGGUACAACUGAAGCUGUUUAUAUACAAUCGAAAUAUAACGGACUCAGAUAUGAGUUUGUCUUCACUAAUCUAAUACCGGGAAAUACGAGACAUUUUACUUCUUUCAUUGGAAUAUACAAAGCAUACAAUACAAGCAGAUUGUAUCGAGAGCUGAAAUUGCGUGGUGCCAUUUUGCAAAAUGGUCGAUUGAAAUUAUUAAUGUUGGAAAAAAUGUAUACUACUGUAAACGGAGUAUGGAAUUUAUCCAGCGAGCAGGGUAACCUUGGAGCGUUUUUAAUGACUAAUAUACGAUUAGUAUGGUAUGCAGAAAGCAACGAAACAUUUAACAUAUCUCUACCAUAUAUUCAUAUAUAUUCAGUAAAAAUUAGAGAAUCGAAGUUCGGUGAAGUAUUAGUAAUUGAAACCACAAGUUACAGUGGAGGUUUUACUCUAGGAUUUCGAAUAGACCCCAGGGAACGUCUCCGAGAAGUAACAAAAGAAUUGUCCUCGAUUUAUCGCAUACACUGUCAAGCGCCGGAAUUUGGAGUUCAUUUCAUUAAUACCGAACAGAUAGAAAACAACGAACCAUCCCCAACGUUAUUGCCAUCUCCUGAAAAGUACGAUGAAUUUGAAGAUGAAAAUGUCAUAGGCGUAUCUAAUUCCCUGGCCAAGUACAGCAUCAGUAGAUCCGAUAAGGGCGAUGGUACACCGAAAUAUGACUCCUCGUUGGGACUCGCUAUUGAAACUUUACCGGAUGGAUUUACAUUGUCAACACUUUGGGAAGUAAUACCAACAACGAACCGUAGUAUUGAAUAACAAUGGAUUGUUUUCAGAAAUAUCUGAUGAUAUCAUUAAAAUUUUUUUUUGUGUUA
Messenger RNA from Daktulosphaira vitifoliae (grape phylloxera), 1682 nucleotides. It is a transcript of the gene BBS5, whose product is annotated as Bardet-Biedl syndrome 5 protein. Gene Ontology annotation, cellular component: BBSome; ciliary basal body. The transcript is spliced from 8 exons. Gene Ontology annotation, biological process: cilium assembly; intracellular transport. NCBI's taxonomy places the organism in Eukaryota, Metazoa, Arthropoda, Insecta, Hemiptera, Phylloxeridae. Gene Ontology annotation, molecular function: phosphatidylinositol-3-phosphate binding. The coding region runs from base 634 to 1626 and encodes 330 amino acids. The record is from RefSeq and is a predicted model, not a curated record.